AUGCCCAGCAGAAAUACACCGGCAGCCUUGAUUUCUGUCCUUUCCUUUCCCCUGCUCUGUCCCACCUUCUGCGGCUCGGGACUUGUGGCCGUGUUUAGUUCUCACUCCUCUCUCCCUUCAGGUGAGCUGGAGCAGCAGUUGUGCCCCGAGUAUCCCAACAUCACCUUCUCCAGGCUGGAGUGUGGGGACCCUCCUGCCCCUGCGCUGCCUGGGGAGGAGCGGAGGUUUGGCCGCCGGUUCCUGGUGGAGGCUCCAGGGGGGCUGCAGGACUACGCCAUGUUCUACGUGGGGGCCGAGGGCCUGGCCCUCACCAACUUCAUGCUGACCUGGAACCGCUGCCCCUUCAGCUCCUUCGACCCCACCACGGGCUGCGGCCGCCACGAGACCCUCAAUGUGAACCGGGCGCUGAUGCGCCGCCUGUACCUGGUGGAGCGGGCGCGGGACGCACGUGUGGUGGGGAUCCUGGUGGGCACCCUGGGCGUGGUGGGGUACCUGGCCCUGCUGCAGCGUCUCCGGGAGCUGCUGCGCCGUGCCGGGAAACGCAGCUACACCCUGGCCGUGGGGAAGCCCAACCCUGCCAAGCUGGCCAACUUCCCGGAGGUGGACAUCUUUGUCCUGGUGGCCUGCGCUCAGAACUCCCUCCUGGACUCCAGUGACUUCUACCGGCCUGUUGUGACUCCCUACGAGCUGGAGCUGGCCUGUAACCCAGCCAGAGAGUGGACAGGGAGCUACCUCACAGACUUCCGAGACCUGCUGCCGGGUGCCUGUGCGCACAUGGAGCUCCCACCGGCCAUCCCCGCAGCGGAGGCCAUUCCCGACAUCUCGCUGAUCACGGGAGAGAUGAGAGCUGCCCACCUCUGCGAGCCCCCGGCCUCCCAGCUGCCCCCCAGCACCACCCUGGCCUGCAGGGACCAGACUCGGGCCCUCGCGGAGAUCAGCCCUGCUGCCUCCUUCCUGGAGUCCCGCAGCUGGCGGGGCCUGGAGCAGCAGCUGGGACAGACGCCCGUCUCCAAGGCUGUGCAGGGCCGGCGAGGGAUUGCCAUUGCCUACGAGGACGAAGGGUGUGAGCAACCCUGAUCUGGCAGCACCAUCAGCACCGAGCCAGGAGCAGGGCCCUGGGCAUUGCCUGCCACUGGGUGUUAGACCCACAGGGGCCUGGACCUGCUGCCAGCUGCCCCUGUGCUGGAUGCAGCCUUGGUGGGUCAGUAGUACUGCAGCAGGAGAGCAGGAGUUGCACAUGUGCUUGGGAAUGCCUGUGUCACCCUGAGGCUCAUGGCCCAGGGCAACAGCAGAGCCAGAUAUGUGGCCCAGACCUGGCCUCCAAGGGAUCCCUGGUCCAGGGCAGCUUUGGCCCUACAUGGAAAGGUCACAGCUUUGCAAGAGCUGACAGUGCUGGGACUUUAGGCCUUUGUGGGCUGCUGCUGCUGACUGAAGCUGAACUGAAGAGGACUUGUGAGUGAACCCUUCUUUAAAAUAAAACACGGCCUGAGGAGCACAAA
Manacus vitellinus (golden-collared manakin) is the source of this 1499-nucleotide messenger RNA. It is a transcript of the gene DPH2, whose product is annotated as diphthamide biosynthesis 2. Gene Ontology annotation, biological process: protein histidyl modification to diphthamide. The coding region runs from base 1 to 1077 and encodes 358 amino acids. Gene Ontology annotation, molecular function: 2-(3-amino-3-carboxypropyl)histidine synthase activity. The transcript has 4 exons. The record is from RefSeq and is a predicted model, not a curated record. NCBI's taxonomy places the organism in Eukaryota, Metazoa, Chordata, Aves, Passeriformes, Pipridae.